Messenger RNA from Helicoverpa armigera (cotton bollworm), 1051 nucleotides. RefSeq names its product brachyurin-like. Gene Ontology annotation, biological process: proteolysis. The transcript is spliced from 5 exons. NCBI's taxonomy places the organism in Eukaryota, Metazoa, Arthropoda, Insecta, Lepidoptera, Noctuidae. Bases 42 to 926 code for a protein of 294 amino acids. Gene Ontology annotation, molecular function: serine-type endopeptidase activity. The record is from RefSeq and is a predicted model, not a curated record.
CCAUAAAUUUUCUAUUGUAUUAGUUUACGAGCAGUGACAACAUGAAGUUCUCGGCAUUGUCUCUGUUCUGUCUUCUAGCGGUUGCCUGCGCGAGGCAUAUCACCCUCGAAGAUGUCAUCGAUUUAGAAAAGAACACCGCGUAUGGAUACAUUGACAGAAUCGGGGUUCCGUUGGCUGAAAGAGUACGUAAAGCUGAGGAAGAAGCUCAACGUAAUCCCAGCAGAAUCGCCGGAGGUUCUCUUGCUUUUCUUGGACAAUUCCCAUAUCAGGUUGGUCUUCUCGUUGAGCUGCCAAAUCGCGUCUCUUUGUCGAGUGCUGUUCUAGUAUCUCCAACGAGAGUACUUACCGCGGCUCAUAACUUGGAUGACGGCAUUGUAUUCGUGACAAGAAUUAAUGUCGUGCUUGGCUCAGUCACUAUUUUCACCGGUGGUACUAGAAUUGUUACCUAUAACUUCGUUCUGCAUGAGAAUUGGACACCCUCCAUCAUUUUAAAUGACGUAGCUAUGAUCAACUUACCAUUAGCCGUAAGCACUUCCAGCAUCCUCGCUCCUAUCGCUCUGCCUUCUGGAAAUCAGCUCAAUGAAAACUUUGUUGGUGACACAGCAAUUGUAUCAGGUUUUGGAUUAACCCCAACAUCUGGCAUAACCGCUAAUCACCAGCUGAGCUUCGUGGAUGUGCCUGUGAUCCCCAAUGCUGAGUGUGCUCAGAUGUUCGGCUCGACCAUCCAACCUUCUAACGUAUGCACCAGCGGUGCUGGUAACAAGGGCAUCUGCAGUGGUGACUCCGGUGGUCCUCUUGUUGUUGUCAGAAACAACCGUCCACUCUUGAUUGGUAUUACUUCGUUUUUUGCAGCGUGUGGAAGCAAUAGUCCUUCUGGAUUCGCCAGAGUUACUUAUUUCAUGAACUGGAUCAAUAACCACCUUUGAAAUGAUCUGUUUACAUAUUAAACGAUCAUGUCAACCUGUAAAUAUUUUAUAUUUUAUUCUUUUUGUUAAAUAGAUACUGGAACUGUUGUCAUACUUUCAAUAGAUAUACUGUUAUGGAUAUAAUG